Melanotaenia boesemani (Boeseman's rainbowfish) is the source of this 7007-nucleotide messenger RNA. It is a transcript of the gene tbx21, whose product is annotated as T-box transcription factor 21. The record is from RefSeq and is a predicted model, not a curated record. Lineage: Eukaryota; Metazoa; Chordata; Actinopteri; Atheriniformes; Melanotaeniidae. The transcript has 6 exons. Gene Ontology annotation, biological process: regulation of transcription by RNA polymerase II; lymphocyte migration; cell fate specification. Gene Ontology annotation, molecular function: DNA-binding transcription factor activity, RNA polymerase II-specific; RNA polymerase II cis-regulatory region sequence-specific DNA binding. Gene Ontology annotation, cellular component: nucleus. Bases 284 to 2143 code for a protein of 619 amino acids.
UUUAAAAAAAAUAGAAAAAAAAGUUUAUGGAUGCAGAAAAUAAUCUAAACAGUGCGUGUUAGGGAUGUUUUUAGCCUAUAAGCAACGGAGACACCGAGUUUAAAAUUCACAGCUGUUAGUGCGUUUUGAGUCAUAGGUGAGGUUAACAAUUUUGUGUUUUUCUGUGAUUUCUUUUUCCCAUUUCUCUUUAUUUAUUUAUUUAUUUAAUUGUACAUGCGCCUGCUCAAGUUGAAGCCUGAGCUAAACUUAUGACAUUUGACACAGUUCAGGAGCGAGGCUGCAAAUGGGCGGCAUAGGUGGCAACCUUUACCUCAGCAUGUUGAAUGGGACUGAAACGCAAACUUUCGGAAAGAGCGCCGACAUCAGCAGUCACCUCCACCGCAGCGGCAAGGAUCUAGCCGAGUUUAAAAUGGGGAUUCAGGACGCGAGGUUUUUCUACCCGGACUCUGUUCAAAGCGGGCAGGACGCUCUGGCUCUGCCGUUCCACUCGGAGCAGGCGGUGGGAGGGUACGCAGCGCAGACCGGCAGGUUUUACGCACAGAGCCUCAGCAGCUGCCCCUACGGCAGCGUGCGGUCUCCGCCAAGAAGCGGGGCUGGGCAAAGUUACAUUUCCACGGCAGCAGACGGGUUUCCCACAGGAGGUAAAGAUGUUUACUCUCCUUCUGCGGAGAACUACCCCGCGAGCUUUCAGCACAGUUACCAGCGGCCGCCUCUUUACCCUUUACCUGGGCUACAGGUGUGCGGGAAGACUCAGGCACUGCUCAAUAACUAUCCGCUAUGGGCCAAGUUCCACAAGUUCCAAACCGAGAUGAUAAUCACCAAACAGGGGAGGAGGAUGUUCCCUUUUCUGAGCUUUAACAUCAGUGUUCUAGAUCCAUCUGCCCACUAUAACGUCUAUGUGGACGUGGUUUUGGCUGAUCAGCACCACUGGAGAUACCAGGGUGGCAAGUGGGUCCAGUGUGGGAAAGCGGAGGGUAACAUGCCAGGGAACAGGAUGUACAUGCACCCCGACUCUCCCAACACGGGAGCUCACUGGAUGAGGCAAGAAGUGUCGUUCAGCAAGCUCAAGCUGACCAACAACAAGGGCAGCACCAACAACGUGGCUCAGAUGAUAGUUCUCCAGUCGCUCCAUAAGUACCAGCCUCGCCUUCAUAUUGUAGAAGUAAAGGAAGACGGCUCAGAGGAUCCCUUCUUGUCAAAAGCCCAGACUUUUGUCUUCCCAGAGACUCAGUUCAUUGCUGUCACCGCUUAUCAGAAUGCAGAUAUUACUCAGCUGAAAAUAGACCACAACCCCUUCGCUAAAGGCUUCCGUGACAAUUAUGACACGCUGUAUGCUCCUCCUGACUCUGAUCGCCUCACACCUUCUCCUACAGAGAACCAGAUGCUGCCUGGAGGCUGCUACCCCCAAGGCUACCUCUCUGAACAGUACAUGAGCCCCCUACCCCAGAGCCGCUUCUAUAGUCGUGAGGCACUUGGUAUGGGUCAACAGCACAAAGACCCUUCCUCCAGCCCAGGACCCCACAGUCGCUGGUACCUACAACCACAGCAGGGUGUGGCCCCAAAUCGUCUUGACUUCGCUUCCUCCUAUGAGGGGGACUUCUCCGGAAAUGGUUUCUACAAGCCUUUCCCUUUGCAAACAUCCGCUCACCAUGCCCUCAGCUACUACCCAGACCAUCCUUUUGCAUCCACAAGUGUGUCAGUAUCAGGUGCCACCUCAGCAGGGUGGAGCACCAGUAGACCCACCCCUCAGUACCUCAGCCACCCCAAUAAACCUGGCCCUAGUCUGGGCUGGUUCAGACCCAUAUCAUCCUCUUCCUCAUCAUCAUCAUCUUCUAUGUCACCUGGCAACCCCAGGCUGCACCCUCCCACAAUCCUCGAGUCUCUGCAGCCGCCCCUGCUGCACGAAAAGCCCAAAGACACUGUGGGAGUGGUUGCAGAAGACCCAUGGCUUGAACCACCCUCUGUGAAAUCAGCAGACUCGGCCGACUCGGGCUUAUUUGAGGGUGGCGUGGGGGACAACAAGAAGAGGAGGGUGUCACCCUAUACGUCCAGCACUGAAAACUCCCCACAUCCACGUAGUGGAGACAUCUGCGAGAAAGAUAGCAACAGCGAUGCAGACUACUAUGGCUAUUACACCCACUGAAGACUUCACACAUCAAAGUCUCUCCCAACACCUUCCCACACCACCCUCAGGGACACAUAUGGUUCUGUCCAGUCAGGUCAUGAUAAAGCGCUGGAACAGUCUUUGUUUUUUCAAGUACCAGAGCCACAUUACUGAGGAUAAAGCCUAAUCUGAGACCACAUCAUCAAUCCACAUUGAGACCAUCCCCUUCAUAAAGUCCCAUCUCAAAAGCAUCAGAUAAUUACAGGAGUGGAUGUGACAGACAAACAGAUGUGUGACUUAAGUUUUUCAAACAUCCAGAGAUUUAAAGAAAAAAAAGAUCUGCAUAUCUGCUUCUUGACAGACACCUGAGGGGAUUGUCGAUUCUUUCUGCAUCAAACACUCUCUCUGCCUCUUUUGCCAUGUCUUGUUUAUGUCUUCCUUCUCACCUUUAACCAUUCACACGUCUACUUGCAAUAUGCUCACAUAUAUCCUAUGCCGACUGUGAGCAGAAAUUGCGUUUCCAUACAUUGUACGUAUGGAUUAACCCCCAAAUAUAUAGAGAGAGCACCGCCCACUGGUGGCAGCAGAGGAGAAUUACAGGCUGUCAGACCAGAGGCCGCAGCGUUUAAGUGAAGGAGUGAGUUAAGACAGCUCAACAAGCACAUGUUCUGAGGUAAUGUUAAUCCAUCUCAGUCAUGUUCAAAGUACCUAUUGUAUGUAUAGAUGUGUGUGUUUUGAGUAAAUGAACAACCACAGCAAACAGCAGCAAUCAAUCAAAACAGCUCACAGGACUGAAGGAAAACUGAUGGGACUAGCUUUCUAUACUGUAUUGCUUUUAAUGCUACAUGUUAGUCCAAACACAAAGGCAGAUGACAGAAUUUUGCUUCAUUUCACCAGCUGUUGAUGACCCAGAAUUUAUUAAUAUUUGCUGACUGGCCUCUCAGACAUACAUUUUUGCUUUCUGUCUAACAAGCUGUAUAUCUAAAUUUUGAAAGGAGACCUGAUUUAGAAAAUAAUCAGCAGAUGAAGCGUUAAUUAAAAUUACAAUAUGAACGCUUCUAAAAGGAAAAAUGUCCUAACAUAUGUGCACCUUGUAGCCUACAGCAGGUAUUGUGGAGAAAGAUUACCUGUUAGCGAACAGGUGCUGGCAUCAGCUUUGAAUGUUUGUUAUUAUUCUGCUGCUGUACAUUGACUACUAGUUAAUUAUUUCCUCCCACAGCUUUGGUCUGACAUUUACAUUUUCUCAUUCGGGUAUUCAUUAAGUCACAUGUAAAUCAUGCAUGGGUGUAAUAAACUGUUAUUUAUACUAAUUGUGAUCAGAUAAAAUAUAAUAAAAAUACAGAUUGUGCUAAUUACAAACAUAUUAACAAUACCAACAGCAUUAUUGAUUAUAAAUUGUUUGAGGAUUUGAUGUACAACUCUUUACAGUAACUUAUGCUUUAAGGCCUGCUUUAAAAAUGUUGACUGCCAGAAAAAAAAAAUCUCAAAAGUGAAUUAAUUAGUUUGAAAAUCAUAAUAAUAGUAAAAUGUCAUUAUCAAGAAAACUUCUGAUAAUGAUAACUGUAAAAUGAUUUUUUUUUAUUUGAUGUUCUAGCAGCACACUUACUCAAACCAUAAAUUUAAGUCUUUUAGGUUCCCUUAGGAGACUUUAUCCCCUAGAAAAGCUAAGCAAUCUUGUUUUGUUGUUUGUAUGCUCAUAUAUCAAAUCAAAUCAAAUUUAUUAGUAUAGCACAUUUAAAAGAAAAACAACUGAAGUUGACCAAAAUGUUGAACAUGGGUACACAUCUUCUAUUCUUUCCAAUAACCCUAACAGACAGUUGGCGAUUGUUAAAAUGUUCACAUAGUUGUCUAUGUAUAGCUAUUCAUAGUGCAUCGUCAUUAAAGCUGGAUAAUUAUGGCACAGAAUAAUAAUAAACAUCAGAUUGAGAUAUUUACACAUAUGGCUAGACACAGCAUUGUUCUUGACCUGAUGUCAGAAAGAUGUGUAGGAGGAGGAAGAUUCCCAAAAGCAACACUUUAGCAGUUCUGAAGAAGCAUACCUGUUUUAAAGCGUGAAUUUAGUCUUUACAUCUCCACACUUUUGAUGUGACAAGCCUUCAUCAUUCAGAAAGGCCCCUCGCUGUGAUCACGUGUCUUUAGAUGUGAUAUAUCAAAGAUAAGGGUCAAAAUAUGGUGAACGACUGGUAUCUCUUUCUUGAAAGCAGUUUGUUUCUGUGGAGGGUGGAUUGUAAAACUUUGAUGAAAACAUGUGACCAAUAUGAGUUUAAACCCGUCUGAUAAUUACACCUGGUUAGGAAAUGUUCCUAUUCUAACUAAUUUGAUUGAUCACAUUUUGCCAUAACUUUGGGCUAAUUCAAAGACAUGGAUUAGUGAUUCAGUUGGACUUCUUUCAAAACCAGCUUUUCUGACCCUGUAAGAGUGAGUCAUUAUGGAAAAAAUCCUCAACCAAUAACAGCAUUGAUAAUAGACAAUAAUAUAAAGGAAAGCAGCAAUCAUAGGGAACUAGUUUUCCCACUGUUAGUGUAGGGCUAACAAGACCUAAUACAUGUAGUUUGCUGUAGUACCCCACAGUUAAAGUGGGUCGAUGAGGAUUUCAACAUACUUGUAGGUAAACGGACAAGGCGCUGUCACCUGCGGACCACAAUAAACAGGAAGCACAAAGUGACCAGACAGACACUCCGUAUUUCCCCCUCUAGUCUCCGGGCCUAUCAUGUGGUGACACUAGUUGACAGAGGCCCGGCUCCCAGCCCGGUGACAGAAAUAAAGAGUGAGUCAACAGUCGGAGCUGAUCAGAGAUCUGCUCCUCAUUCCUCACCAGAUGUGCUAAUGGCCUGAGACAACACUGGGGGCGACAGCAGGCACUUAGUCAAGCAGGACUACCUUGUCUUCACUGAGAGAGAAAGAAAUUAAAUUACGCUGCGAUUUUUCAUGCAGUUGCACUCUUGAAAUGCUUAAAAUGAGCUGAUAAAAUUUAUAGCAUUGAUCUGUAAGCUGUACCAAGCUGAAACUCGAAAAGUAUUGAUAUUUAGUCAAAAAUAAGAUCGGAAUUCUACUUGAUUUUUCACUUUACUGAGUAGAUAUUAUGAUUCCAUAUACUGGUAUUAUAUUGGUCAUAUUUAAUUACAUCUAUGGCAGCCAUAACAAAAUCUGGCAGCCAAUAGACCCACUUCAUAUAACUCACCAGUUAGAUAACAUUAGCUUAAGUUAGUUCACUAUAUUCUUCAUGUUUCUAUCCAUGUUUCUUCCCUCAGAUGUUGUAGUGACUGGAUUUAAUGUCGGGAUAAAGUAACAACAAAUAAGCAAGUGUUGGCAAAACCUACAUUAGCAUUUAGCAACUUUUUCUGUGGUUUGCAGAGUGGCAGUGACUGUAGUCUCUAUGACUUGUAUGUUUACCUUUAGACUACUAUAACUCAUUAAAUUUAUCUGUAAAUUGUUGGCUUAUUGGUUUAAAUGAACAAAAGCACUGCAAUGUCCUCAAAGACUAUACAUUAACAGUAGUUAUUAGUUACAUAAUAGUCCUGAAAGAUUCAGCACUUUCUUUAAAUUCAGUUACCUGAAAAAACAUUCUUACCUCAGAUCACAGCAAAUGUCAUCAACUAAACUAAUAACAACCAAAUUGCAGCUCAGCUUUCAGUCUAAUUUAAAGAUAAGUUUACAAUGUGUAGAACAGUUUGGCCAUAAAGCGCAAAAAUGUUAGUUGUGCCCCUUUUUGUACAGAUCAUACAAAGACUAUAUGAGUGUUAGCAGCCAUUAAAAUUAUACCCUAUUCAUCCCCGUUUCUGGUGUUAAUAUUGAGCUAAGUUAGAUUUAUUUAAGAAAACAUGUAAAUAAAAAUCCUUCCAACUGCCACGACCUUUGAACCAGAAUUGAUCAGCUUGGUUCUGGCCCUGUUUGUGUUUGAUGGUUAUAAAAACAUAUGUUUAACUCCUGGCCAUAAUAUUACAUUUAAAAUCAUCCCUUCCUCAAUAUCCACUGAAUAUUAAAGACAGUUUAUUUUACUUGUCUUCUUGCCAUAGUCUUAACAUUAAUGUUGAUGCAAAAAGAGCAGCUUUCUAACAUCUCCAUCCUACUUGCAAAGAUUUAAAAGUUAAAAUGAAAUAUUAUGAAGUGCUGGAUAUGAAAGGGAAUGGACAUGAAUAAUUGUGUAUAUUACCAAUGUAAUAUUUCUAAAACAUGUUUUCUGUUUAACAUUUAUGUUGACUUUUUUUGAAAGAAACUCUUAAAAUACCUUAUGAAGCUGUGCAAAUGGGCCAUUCAUGUUUUAAGUGCAAUUAAAAUGUGGAAAUUAGCUUAGAAUCAAUGGUGGAAUUGCAGAAACAAUGAGAGCAAAAGCUUUAUGUGAAUACAGCCUGUGGACAAAGUCAGUUAUUUAUUUCUUUGUGCUGUGGUUUUUGUGGUACUCUGAGUGGCCCUGCACCUACAUGAGAGCAAGUUCUCCCAAUAAACAGCAGCAUGAAAAUGGUUUCAGACGCCUCAGGAAGGACCCCUGCUGGAUAUGUUAUGCUAAUGCAAUCAACCUCCACCUGUGAACUAAACUCCCUGAUGUUAAAUCUCUUGGUAUCUACAUUUUCCAUGAGUCGGUUUCCCUUAAACACACUUUUUCCCUUGAUGAGAAAAUAAGAGACUUGAUUUCAUGGCAUUUUGUUGAUUUUGUGAUUUGAACACAGAACUGUAAAGAAGGGAGGCCACACAGCUCAUUCAAAAGCAUGUUAUUUUUUGUGUGUGAACCAUGUGCACCGUUUAUGUCAAGGGAGCAGUAAUGGUCAUUAUACUCUUAAGAGCUGAUACAAAUAAAAAUAAAAAUGAAUAUUUCUGGAGGGCAAAAUCAAAAUUGUUAUUUAUUAAAGUCAGCAUAACUGUAUCUGUUUUUUUAAUAAUGAAAUUAAAGUUUCCACAUAUUUAA